CUCUGGAUUCUCCUGAAAAUUCAGUUAAUUUAGGCUCAGAAGUGCAGAGGAACAAUACCCUUGGUACCGGACUGGGAGAAAACUGAAGCGAGAAAGCAAUGGCGAUUUGGGUGAAGCUGCCCGGCUAUAGCGGGCUGGUCCUGCUGUUCCUUUUCCUGGGGCCGUUGUUGAAAGCCCGGGCUGGAAAGAUCCGCUACUCGGUGCCAGAAGAGACAGACGAAGGUUUCUUCGUGGGCAAUAUCGCCAAAGACCUAGGGCUACAACCCCAGGAGCUGGCGGAGCGAGGAGUCCGCAUCGUCUCCAGAGGUAGGACGCAGCUUUUUGCUCUGAAUACCGGAAGCGGCAGCUUGGUCACGGCGGGCAGGAUAGAUCGCGAGGAGCUCUGCGCUCAGAGCCUGCAGUGUCUGGUGAGUUUUAACAUCUUGGUAGAGGAUAAAAUGAAGCUUUUCCCUGUUGAAGUGGAAAUAAUUGAUAUUAAUGAUAACACUCCCCAAUUCCAGUUAGAGGAAGUGGAAUUUAAAAUGAAUGAACUAACCGCUCCAGGUACAAGGAUUCCUCUGCCUUUUGGGCAAGACCUUGAUGUAGGUAUUAAUUCACUCCAGAGCUACCAGCUCAGCUCCAAUCCUCAUUUCUCCCUGGAUGUGCAGCAAGGAGCUGACGGGUCCCAACCCCCAGAGAUGGUGCUGCAGAGUCCCCUGGACAGGGAAGAAGAAGCUGUCCACCACCUCCUCCUCACGGCCUCUGAUGGGGGCAGCCCAGUCCUCUCCGGAACUCUCCGGAUUCGUGUUCAGGUAGUGGAUGCAAAUGACAACCCUCCAGCAUUUACUCAAGCACAGUACCACGUGAGUGUCCCGGAAAACGUGCCCCCGGGCACUCGGCUGCUCACAGUAAAAGCCACCGACCCAGAUGAAGGAGCCAAUGGGGAAGUGACAUACUCCUUUCAUAAUACAGACCAAAGAGUAACCCAGAUAUUUCAAUUGGAUUCUUAUACAGGAGAAAUAUCAAAUAAAGAACCCUUGGAUUUUGAAGAAUACAAAAUGUAUCCAAUGGAAAUUCAAGCUCAGGAUAGUGGAGCUCUUAUGUCUCGAACUAAGGUGCUGAUCAAAGUUCUGGACGUAAAUGAUAAUGCCCCAGAAGUGACCAUCACCUCUGUCACCACUGCAGUCCCAGAAAACUUUCCUCCUGCAACCAUAAUUGCUCUUAUCAGUGUGCAUGACCAGGACUCUGGAGACAAUGGUCAUACUACAUGUUCCAUUCCUGGAAAUCUACCCUUUGAAUUAGAAAGGCUAGAUGAUAGUUAUUACCGUUUAGUGACAGAAAGAACACUGGACAGAGAACUUACCUCCAGGUACAACAUCACAGUAACAGCAACGGAUCAGGGAACUCCAAUGCUAUCUACUGAAAUGAGCAUUUCAUUGCAAGUGACAGAUAUCAACGACAACCCCCCAGCCUUCAGCCAGGACUCUUACUCCACGUACAUAGCAGAAAACAACCCCAGAGGAGCCUCCAUCUUCUCCGUGACAGCCCAUGACACUGACAGCGAUGAGAAUGCACAAGUUACCUACUCCCUGGCAGAGGACACCAUCCAGGGGGCACCUCUGUCCUCCUAUGUUUCCAUUAACGCAGACACUGGCGUCCUGUACGCGCUGCGAUCUUUUGACUAUGAGCAGCUUCGGGACCUGCAACUGAGAGUGACUGCGCAUGACAGCGGGGACCCUCCGCUUAGCAGCAACGCCUCCCUGAGCAUAUUUCUGCUGGACCAGAACGACAACGCGCCCAAAAUCCUGUAUCCCACUCUCCCCACCGAUGGUUCCACUGGCGUGGAGCUGGCCCCCCGCUCUGCAGAACCUGGCUACUUGGUGACCAAGGUGGUGGCAGUGGACAGAGACUCAGGCCAGAACGCCUGGCUGUCCUACCGCCUGCUCAAGGCCAGCGAGCCAGGGCUGUUCACGGUGGGGCUGCACACGGGAGAGGUGCGCACUGCGCGGGCCCUGCUGGACAGAGAUGCGCUCAAGCAGAGCCUGGUGGUGGCUGUUCAGGACCAUGGCCAGCCCCCUCUCUCUGCCACUGUCACACUCACUGUGGCUGUGGCUGACAGCAUCCCAGAUGUCCUGGCCGACCUGGGCAAUCUGGAGCCCUCCGCUGACCCUGAUGACUCCAACCUCACUCUGUACCUGGUGGUGGCAGUGGCUGCUGUCUCCUGCGUCUUUCUAGCCUUUGUCAUCAUCCUGCUGGCGCUCAGGUUGAGGCGCUGGCACACGUCACGUCUGCUCCAGGCUUCAGGAGGCGGGUUGGAGGGCCUGCCUGCCUCGCAUUUUGUGGGCGUGGACGGGGUGCAAGCUUUCCUGCAGACCUAUUCCCACGAGGUCUCGCUCACGGCGGACUCGCGGAAGAGUCACCUGAUCUUCCCGCAGCCCAACUAUGCAGACACGCUCAUCAGCCAGGAGAGCUGCGAGAAAAAGGAUUUUCUAUCAGCACCUCAGUCUUUACUUGAAGACAAAAAGGAAAUACUUUCGCAGGUAAACUUUUUGUAG
This is a messenger RNA of Eptesicus fuscus (big brown bat), 2534 nucleotides long. RefSeq names its product protocadherin gamma-A1-like. Bases 99 to 2534 code for a protein of 811 amino acids. The record is from RefSeq and is a predicted model, not a curated record. Gene Ontology annotation, biological process: homophilic cell-cell adhesion. The transcript has a single exon. NCBI's taxonomy places the organism in Eukaryota, Metazoa, Chordata, Mammalia, Chiroptera, Vespertilionidae. Gene Ontology annotation, molecular function: calcium ion binding. Gene Ontology annotation, cellular component: plasma membrane.